Messenger RNA from Rosa rugosa (rugosa rose), 1612 nucleotides. RefSeq names its product ADP,ATP carrier protein, mitochondrial. Gene Ontology annotation, cellular component: mitochondrial inner membrane. Lineage: Eukaryota; Viridiplantae; Streptophyta; Magnoliopsida; Rosales; Rosaceae. The coding region runs from base 183 to 1367 and encodes 394 amino acids. The record is from RefSeq and is a predicted model, not a curated record. The transcript has 4 exons. Gene Ontology annotation, molecular function: ATP:ADP antiporter activity. Gene Ontology annotation, biological process: mitochondrial ATP transmembrane transport; mitochondrial ADP transmembrane transport.
UAUUUUUAUUAUUUUUGUGGUGUUUUUGACUUUGUAUUCUGCUUGAGUUUCGGAUUUCACAUAUUGUUGUAUUUGAGUUUUUGUUAUAAACCAGCAAAAGGGUCUCUUGAUCUCUUCCUCUCUUUUGUAUCGUUUAGCCUUUCCAAAUCUUCUAGAGGUGUUUGAAUAUUCAUUGGUAAGUGAUGGCUGAUAAGCACCAGAGCCCAACUGUUAUCCAAAAGUUUGCUGGUCAGCUACAUCUUGGUUCCACCCUUUCUCAAGAUAUCCACAGCCAGAGCCACUAUGGCGGCUUCCAGAGGCCUAAUCUCAAUCAAAGGCGUUUUGCAUAUGGAAAUUAUUCUAAUGCAGCAUUGCAGUAUCCUAUGAACCAUGCAUGUGGAGCAACUGAUCAGUCAUUGAUCAGUUCCGCUGCCUCACCUCUGCUUGUCCAAGCCCCAUCAGAGAAAGGAUUUGCGGGCUUUGCCAUUGAUUUUCUAAUGGGUGGAGUUUCAGCCGCUGUGUCCAAGACUGCUGCUGCUCCAAUUGAGCGCGUAAAGCUGUUGAUUCAAAACCAGGAUGAGAUGCUCAAGGCUGGCAGGCUUUCUGAACCCUACAAGGGAAUUGGGGAUUGUUUUAGCCGAACAAUAAAAGAUGAGGGAAUGGUGUCCCUGUGGAGAGGGAACACAGCUAAUGUCAUCCGUUACUUCCCAACUCAGGCCUUAAACUUUGCAUUCAAAGAUUACUUCAAGAAGCUUUUCAACUUCAAAAAGGACAGGGAUGGCUACUGGAAAUGGUUUGCAGGAAACUUAGCAUCUGGUGGUGCUGCUGGUGCCUCUUCUUUAUUUUUUGUUUACUCUUUGGAUUAUGCUCGUACCCGCCUUGCAAAUGAUUCCAAAGCUGCUAAGAAGGGAGGCGGUGGGAGACAAUUCAAUGGCCUGGUUGAUGUCUACAGAAAGACUCUCGCAUCAGAUGGUAUUGCUGGCCUUUACCGCGGUUUCAACAUUUCUUGUGUUGGCAUCAUUGUGUACCGUGGUCUAUACUUUGGAAUGUAUGAUUCUUUGAAGCCUGUGCUCCUCACUGGAAAGAUGCAGGAUAGUUUCUUUGCUAGCUUUGCUCUUGGUUGGGUUAUCACCAAUGGUGCCGGUCUUGCAUCUUACCCAAUUGACACUAUCCGUAGAAGGAUGAUGAUGACUUCUGGUGAAGCGGUCAAAUACAAGGGCUCACUCGAUUGCUUCAAUCAAGUCAUGAAGAAUGAGGGUGCCAAGUCCCUCUUCAAGGGUGCCGGUGCCAAUAUUCUUCGUGCAGUUGCUGGUGCUGGUGUGCUUGCAGGUUAUGACAAGCUUCAGGUGCUGGUGUUUGGAAAGAAGUAUGGUUCUGGUGGAGCUUAAGCAAAAAAUGAUCGUUUUCUGUGGGGCUCAAGUAAAAGUCAAUGACCCCAUGUAGCUACAGAUAUUGAUGAAAAUAUUUACUUGUCCUGAGUUUCGUUUCAGGCAGUUUUUACUGAUUAAUAACCUAGUUUAGAGGAUUUUGUCUCCUAAGCAUUGUUUUAUUUCAGAGUCCAGGAAUUUUGUUCUCAUAGCCGUCCUGGCUAUAAGAGCUGUUAUAAGCUCAUUAUGUUUAUGUUUAAUUUAUA